This is a messenger RNA of Salvia hispanica, 822 nucleotides long. Its product is annotated as ATP synthase subunit b', chloroplastic-like. Gene Ontology annotation, biological process: proton motive force-driven ATP synthesis. The record is from RefSeq and is a predicted model, not a curated record. Gene Ontology annotation, molecular function: proton-transporting ATPase activity, rotational mechanism. NCBI's taxonomy places the organism in Eukaryota, Viridiplantae, Streptophyta, Magnoliopsida, Lamiales, Lamiaceae.
CUCCAACACAAACAACCACUCCACUCAAAAACAAGAAAAAAAAAUCAAGAACUUGCAGAAGCUGAAGCAGAGCAUCCAUGGCCAACAUGAUCAUGGCCUCUCCAAGAACUCUAAUCACCGCCCACAAACCCAAACCCCAAAUCCAAACUCAACCCCAUUUUUCUGUCCCCAAAAUCAGUCUCCCCACAUCCCUCAAAGUCAAGCCCCAGCACCUCCUCGCCGCCGCCACAGCCUUGUCCCUAAGCCACGCGCCGCCGUCGCUGGCGGCAGACAUCGAGAAGGCGGCCCUUUUCGACUUCAAUCUGACUCUCCCCAUCAUCGCGGCGGAGUUCCUGUUCCUGAUGUUCGCAAUGGACAAGCUGUACUACUCGCCGCUGGGGAAAUUCAUGGACGAGAGAGACGCGGCGAUCAGAGAGAAGCUGAACAGCGUGAAGGACACGUCGGCGGAGGUGAAGCAGCUGGAGGAGCAGGGGGCGGCGCUGAUGAAGGCGGCCAGGGCGGAGAUAUCGGCGGCGCUGAACAAGAUGAAGAAGGAGACGCAGGUGGAGGUGGAGGAGAAGCUGGCUGAGGGCAGGAAGAAGAUCGAGGCGGAGCUGCAGGAGGCGCUUGCUAGCCUUGAGAAGCAGAAGGAGGAUACCAUUGCCGCCCUCGAUUCGCAGAUCGCCGCCCUCAGUCAAGACAUCGUCAACAAAGUGCUCCCUACUUCUUGAUCGAUUUCCAUUCUACUUCCUAUGUAUUUUUUAAAACAAACUAUAGUAUGUAACUACUGAUUUUUAUGUUUCAACUCUGUUUUCAACUAUCAAUUAUCUCAUAUUGCAACCA